AUGAUUUGUUAUAUUUGUAAGUCAUCUAUUAAAGGAUGGUUACCAGCAUUAGUGGCUCACUAUAAAGUGUUCCACAUUCUUAUGCCUGACAGUAAUUACACUUGUUGUGAAGACUCGUGCAAUCAAUCGUUCGCAGCAUUAAUUAAAGCAAUUGAUAUAAAAGAGUUUCGUAAUGAUGCUUGUUUACUAGAGUUAAUAAAUGAGAUGAACAGUAUAGAAAAAGAAGGUGUUAGUAUUUCUACUGAAUUUGAAAUCAUAACCAGUGAAAGUAAUGAUUCUUCAUCAGUGUGCAUAAAUACAGCAAUGGUUACAGCAGUUAUGAAUACUGGGCAAGGAUUUUCCCAAUUGGACACUUUUACAGCAUUUUUAAAUAUGCCGAAUAUGUCCAAUCCAAGUUACCAGCAGUAUCACAAUAAUGUAAAAAAGCACACCGAAGAUUUGGCUUUUGAUGCAAUGAUCGAUGCUGGCAAAGAAGAAGCUGCGUUAGCUAUAAUGGAAAAUAAUGUGAACGAAAAAGGAAUUCCAUUAAUUACAGUGAUAGCUGAUGGCGCAUGGUUGAAGAGAUCUUAUAAAAGUGGCUAUAAUGCUUUGUCUGGUGUAGCGUCUAUCAUCGGGUACAGGACCAAAAAAGUUCUUUUUAUGGGUGUAAGUAAUAAACACUGUUCAGUCUGCCAAAAAAAUGAAAAUGGCGAAAAAGAAUCACCAUCGCAUCAGUGUUUUAACAAUUGGGAUGGGACUUCUACUGCCAUGGAAUCCGAUAUAAUUGUCGAGGGAUUCUGUCAAAGUGUAACUAUGCAUAAUUUAAUAUAUAAUAAAUUAAUCGGAGAUGGAGAUUCCAGUGUAAUGAAGAAACUAAUACUUGCUAAACCUUACGCUGAUCACGACAUAGAUGUAAAAAAAAUAGAAUUACGAGCCAAGGGGAGGGUCCGGACCUGGAGUCCACCCCCUGGUUGCGCCACUGGUAUGAACCAUAUUUUAAGAAACUAUUGUAAUAGAAUUGUAGACAUAUCAUCUCGUCGUAAAAGUUCUUCUGGAACUAUAGUUCCAGGAUUUUUAAGAAAAACAUUAAAAGAUAGACGACUUAAAUUAAGAUGCGCGAUUACAAAGGCAAUAUUGCAUAGAAAAGAAAUGCCUUUGACGCAUAAUGAAAAAGUAAUUCUUCUAAAAAAAGAUAUUUUAAAUAGUCCGUUUCAUGUAUUUGGUAGCCAUUCUGAAUGUUCAAGUUAUUUUUGCACUGGUCCAAAAGAAAAUGAAAUUGAUUUAGUUCCUCAAAUGGAAACUUGCGGUUUAUGGGCAGAUAUAUCAGGAGCUAAAAAUUUUGUUGCCUAUCAUGCUCAAAGCUUAAUUUAUAAUGUAAACAAUAAUGCUGUAGAAGGAUUUAAUAGCGUAGUAGCGAAAUUUGUUGGUGGAAAGAGGGUGAACUUUUCUUUACGAGGAUCAUACAGUGCAAGAUGUAAUGCUGCAGUUUCAUCAUUUAAUUUUGGUCCAAAAUAUUUAAAUAAUUUUCAUAAAAAAGUUACAAAUAUAAGUCCUGGAAUAUAUACUAAAAAAUUCGUAAACAAAAUUAAUAAAAACCAGCAUAGUAGAGUUGGUCGACGUUUAAAUUUUGAAAAAGCCAGAAAAUUUGAGAAGAAAAAAAAAUGUAUUGCUGGACCAGAUGAAGAUUAUGGAGCUGUAGACAUUGGAAUAGGUAUAAUUGAUAUGCCACUCGAAGAAUACGAUGCCAAAAAAAAUGCAUUUUUAAAAAAAAUCUAUUUAACCGUCGAUGAAAUAGUUAAGAUUGAAAGAAAUACUAUCGGACAACAAGAAAAUGACGAUUGGAAAAAAUUUAGAAAACAACGACUCACGGCAUCAAAUUUUGGCAAAGUAUGUAAAUUAAGACCUACUACUCCGCGAGCGAAUACUGUAAAAUAUAUUUUAUAUGAUAUUUUCCAAGGAAGUUCUUCUACUAGGUAUGGUAUUGAAAAUGAAUCAGUUGCCCGAAAUGCAUUCCAAAAAACCAUAAAGGAAAAAAUCGAACCAUCAGGAUUGUUUAUUCAUAAAAGUAAGCCAUAUCUCGCAGCGAGUCCUGACGGGUUAAUAGGCAAAGACGGUAUCAUCGAAAUAAAAUGUCCUCCAAGCAUAAAAGAAUAUACUCCAGAAGAUGCAGUAGAUAAAAAAAAAAUAAAGUACAUGAUAUCCGAUGGUAUAAAAGUGACUCUAACAAAAACUGAUAAUUAUUAUUAUCAAGUUCAAGCGCAACUAAAUAUUACAGAGAGGAACUACUGUUAUUUUGUUGGGACUCCGAAAGGUUUUAUAGUAGACAAAAUAAAAAAAGACUUCGAAUUUUGGAAUUCAAAAAUCGAACCGUUUGUAACGACAUUUUACAUGGAUUCUUUAUUGCCUGAAAUAAUUGAUCCGAGAUUUGACCGAGGACUACCAAUUAGGUCCGGUAUAUCAGAAAAGAAGCUGUCUUGA
Molecule: messenger RNA, 2457 nt
Organism: Aphis gossypii (cotton aphid)
Lineage: Eukaryota; Metazoa; Arthropoda; Insecta; Hemiptera; Aphididae
Source: RefSeq, a predicted model, not a curated record